Messenger RNA from Salmo salar (Atlantic salmon), 1802 nucleotides. RefSeq lists its product as uncharacterized. The record is from RefSeq and is a predicted model, not a curated record. NCBI's taxonomy places the organism in Eukaryota, Metazoa, Chordata, Actinopteri, Salmoniformes, Salmonidae.
ACGUGAGGUUGAUAAAAUGUAGUCUUACAUAAUGAAUAUUCAAAAUAUAGUAUAGCCUUUGUAAACCUUUGACAAACUAAAUAGAACAUGAAAAGUAUUUUUGUACAGUUUCAAAAUCAGUCUUUAAUGUUGACAUGCAAAAAAUGUGGUACUUUCGGUUUCAUUUCCUAAAUUCCAGCCUCCCAGCCCUACCAGGAUAAUACCCGUAAAACACUCACUAGGACACAGCAUACGCACAGCAAGAAAGCAGAAAGAACAGAUCUACUUCAUAAAUAAGGUGUAACGAUGGCUAACAUUAAAACGUUAAAUGAAAUUGGACACCUCAACUCGUCUGGCUUUGGUAGGCCUUGGCCCAGGCAUGGGCUUUACCUGCUCUACUGGUUCUCCCAUAACUACGUCAUAUUCGACAACAAUGGUGACCUGCUGGCGCUGUUCAACCCCAAAAGGAAGGAGUUCGGCUUCCAUCACUUCGAUAACCGACUCGAGUGUGACGGUAACUGUUAUCAACUGCUCCCCAACCAGAACUUUCCGUAUUAUGAGGUGGGCAACCUGAAUACCCUAGGGGCAGGUGACCUGCCACCAUACGUUAGGCACAACUACAAAAGACACCAUGAUGACAGCAAUAUGGACCGUAUCAUCAUCAGUCUUCACCCUGGCAUGGUGUUGGAUAAAGUCUAUGUGACCCAACACGAGGAUGUGAGGACCUUUGAUCGCCAGAACACCUAUCGAAUCAGUAGGGGUUUGGUCAGGCUCAUCCGUAAUCUGGAACUGGAAGAGCUGCUAAGGCAAGCUGGGUACACCAGAUCCAUUAUGUUAGUCAAAGCAGUCAAGUGGCAAGAGACUCCAGCUCGAAGCCACACCAACGUUUGUCAACCAGCUGUCAGCCAACAUGACUGGGUCAACAUCAAGAGGGCCUCUGUUGUGAGUCCCAGGCCAACACCGUCAAGGGAGUCUGUGAUUGACAUGCCACGUGACUCAAUGCCUCAUGAGAGCAAAAUACAUCAUGUGUCUGUCAGUAUGCCCGAGGGCAGAGACUCCCAUAAGCCUCAGCGGGAGAGGCGAUGCUGUGUCAUUCUGUAGACUGGGCCAAAGAGAGUCAAAAGGGUUCAUCUUACAGGACGAAUGGGGAAAUAACUGUGGACAUCAUUUAUUACAGUGCUCCUGUAAGUAGGUCUACAGUGCAACACUAUUGUAAUUACUCAUUAUUGUUACACUGUACCUACAGCAGUGACCAUAACCCUAAGUCACUUUUUAAACAAUUAUUUAGAAUAAAGUUAUUUUUUUAUUACAAAUUAUUUAACAUACAAUCACUUCUUAAUAUGUGUAGAUUUCUUAUAGAUUAUAAUCAACCUCUAUACUUCUAGAGAAAACUACAAUACAGCCCAAUGGCAGCCCAGUUACCAGGUUUGGAACAGAAUACAGAACCUUUUCCAGGUUUGGAACAGAAUACAGAACCUGUUCCAGGUUUGGAACAGAAUACAGAAGCUGUUCCUGGUUUGGAACAGAAUACAGAACCUGUUCCAGGUUUGGAACAGAAUACAGAAGCUGUUCCUGGUUUGGAACAGAAUACAGAACCUGUUCCAAGUUUGGAACAGAACACAGAACCUGUUCCUGGUUUGGAACAGAAUACAGAACCUGUUCCAAGUAUGGAACAGAACACAGAACCUGUUCCAGGUUUGGAACAGAAUACAGAACCUGUUCCAGGUUUGGAACAGAAUACAGAACCUGUUCCUGGUUUGGAACAGAAUACAGAACCUGUUCCUGAUUUGGAGCAGAAUACAGAACCUGUUCCAAGUAUGGAA